This is a messenger RNA of [Candida] anglica, 1521 nucleotides long. The record is from the annotation of a GenBank genome assembly. Lineage: Eukaryota; Fungi; Ascomycota; Pichiomycetes; Serinales; Debaryomycetaceae.
AUGCAAAGAUUUGAUUCACCACCGAUCAAACGGAAAGUGGUGAUCACAUCUUCAACUAACCAUAAUACAAGUACUCAACUCAAAAAUGCACAUACUCAAAUUACAAAGCGUAAGAGAGAUUUUUUGAAUCGAAUCAACUAUUCAAAUGCAUUGACAGCGGUAGUCCUCCCAGGUUUGUCUGUGCUAUAUUUGUGUGCCUUUUAUCCUAAUCAUCAAUUUCCGAAUGUAGCAACAUGGAUUUUCACAUUUAUAUAUUUCAAUUUCACAAUUUUGGCAUUUACUUGUGGAUAUCAUAAAUAUUAUGCCCAUAAUUCGUUUCUGACGAAUUCAUUAAUACUUCAGCUUUAUUUUGUGAUAUUUGGAAGUUCAAUUGGGUUAGGUCCUAUUAGAUGGUGGGCUUCGUUACAUCGUGCACAUCAUAGAUUUACUGAUGAUACUGAAAGAGAUCCAUAUUCAAUUAAAAGAGGCCUUUUGUGGGCUCAUUGGGGCUGGUUAUUGAAAAAGCCUAAAAUUGUAACAUUCUAUGAGGAAUUUAUGGAACAAGAAUUUCCUAAAUUUUUGAAACCUAUAGAUAUUUCCAAUGAUUUAAAUGAAGUUAUCGAUAAUAAUGAAUUUAAUCUAAAUGAUGUUGAAUUGAAUACCCCAUACAACUUUAAACUUGUAUCUACUCAAUCAAAUUUUUACAUGAUUUAUUUCAUUGUAACUUCAAUAAUGGUCCCAAUAAUGGUUGCAAAAUUUGUCUGUAAAGAUUCAAUUCUUAAUGGGGUAUUAUUCCCAGGAAUUUUAAGAAUGUUUUGUUCUCAACAGUGUAUACUCCUUACAGAAUCGAUUUGUCAUAAACCAAUGCUUUUAACAAUCCCAGGUCAACCAUUUAAUGAAAAAAAUUCAUCUCAAAAUUGUCAUAAUCCAUUAAUUUCAAUUUUAACUUUUGGUCAAUCAUAUCAAAAUUAUCAUCAUGAAUUCCCAAGAGAUUAUCGUAAUAAUUCUUCAGUACUAAUGUUUGAUCCAACCAAAUGGUGUAUUUGGACUUUAUAUCAAAUUGGUUUAAUUGAAGAUUUAUGUAAAACUCCAACGGAGUUAGAAACUCAAUUAAGAGUUCAACAACAACAACUUGUGAUUAAUCGAGCCAAGAGUCAAUUAAACUGGGGUACUCCAAUUUCGAAACUUCCCUUAAUUACUCCACGAGAUUUUAAACGUAUCAUGGCAUCUUCUAAUCAUAGUGAUCGUUGUUAUAUUGUAAUUCUGAACAUCAUUCAUGAUAUUACUCCAUUUAUGGAACAACAUCCAGGUGGAGUUCAAUUAUUGAAGGCUUCGCAUGGGAAAGAUGCUACUAGUGCCUUUUUCGGUGGUGUUUAUAGACAUCUGACUGCAGCCAGUAAUUUAUUGGCUACAAUGAGAAUUGGUGUUUUGGAUGUUGGUAAUGAUGAAGAAGUAUGGAGAAGGGCAGUUAAAGAAGAAGGAAAUAUACAAGAUGGAGAGUCAAGAAAGAGUGGGCAAUAUCGUACAGCAGAAGCUGCAUAA